This is a messenger RNA of Trematomus bernacchii (emerald rockcod), 6090 nucleotides long. RefSeq names its product ELAV like neuron-specific RNA binding protein 4 (gene elavl4). The transcript is spliced from 9 exons. Lineage: Eukaryota; Metazoa; Chordata; Actinopteri; Perciformes; Nototheniidae. The record is from RefSeq and is a predicted model, not a curated record. Gene Ontology annotation, molecular function: RNA binding. Gene Ontology annotation, cellular component: ribonucleoprotein complex. The coding region runs from base 574 to 1866 and encodes 430 amino acids.
GCGAGCUAGAGGGAGUGAUACAGAGAGAGAGAGAGAGAGAGAGAGAGAAGGGAGGGGAGUUUAAACUAAGUGCUAUGUUUUGGGACAGGCUAAUCUGCUAGCGAGCAGUGUGAGGAUCGGAGCGUAUUGUGUGAGCCAGUGUGCGGGGGACAGAUAAGGGAGCCAUCCAGCCCGACCACACGACCCACCGACCCACCGACCGCCUGACUGCCUGUUUUAAUGUGCUGACUCUGGGGAGAUUUAAAAAAAAAGACCAGCAUAUUGACUCCUUAGACGUGUGCGGAGACCCUGGGCACAAACGCCAGCACAGCAGCCACAGCAGAGGUGCAUCCACAGACAGGGGAGACAGAAAAACAAAAGCAUCCCAACUCCAAAAAAAUCAGAACAUUUAAGAGGAUUUUUUUAUCCCCCCUCUUUUUUCAAUUGAUUUCAUUUUUUCUUUCUUUCUUUUUUGUGUUCCCGGGGACUGACUCCUGACAGCCGCAAAGAGACCAGAAAACGACAGGAGCAAAAAAGAACCUGAAGAGAAUCUGAACAUUUUAAAGGACAGAACGACAUACAAAGAAUCUGAACAUGUUCGAAAUAAGCCGAACACUCAACGCCGCUUUGUUGAGCAAUGAGGGGUCGACAGAGACACAGUGGCGUCAGGCAGAGCUCCCACAGCUCCAGGGCUGGGCAGAGAAGGGAUUGCUGACGCAGCCAAAGAUGAUCAUCAGUAACAUGGAGGCUCCGGUGACAAACGGCCCCAGUGGGGGGGGCAACACGUCCAACGGGCCGACCACCAACAGCCGCGGCUGCCCCUCGCCCAUGCAGACCGGCCAAUCAAACGACGACAGCAAGACCAACCUCAUUGUCAACUACCUGCCGCAGAACAUGACCCAGGAGGAGUUUCGCAGCCUGUUCGGCAGCAUCGGAGAGAUCGAGUCCUGCAAGCUGGUCCGCGACAAGAUCACAGAGCACCAGGCUGGCAGGCAGCGUGGAUCACCGAGCCUUUCCCCGAUAGCAGGGCAGAGUCUGGGCUACGGCUUUGUCAACUACAUCGAUCCAAAGGACGCAGAGAAAGCCAUCAACACGUUAAAUGGACUCAGACUUCAGACCAAAACGAUCAAGGUGUCAUAUGCACGACCCAGCUCAGCCUCCAUCCGUGACGCCAACCUGUACGUGAGCGGCCUGCCCAAGACCAUGACCCAGAAGGAGCUGGAGCAGCUCUUCUCUCAGUACGGACGCAUCAUCACCUCCCGCAUCCUGGUGGACCAGGUCACAGGCCCCGCAGGUGGCUCCCGAGGUGUGGGUUUCAUCCGCUUUGAUAAGAGGAUAGAGGCUGAGGAGGCCAUCAAGGGUCUGAACGGACAGAAGCCCUCCGGCGCCGCAGAGCCCAUCACCGUCAAGUUCGCCAACAACCCCAGCCAGAAGACCAGCCAAGCCCUCCUGUCACAACUCUACCAGUCCCCCAACCGCAGAUACCCCGGACCCCUGCACCACCAGGCCCAGAGGUUCAGGCUGGACAAUUUGCUUAAUAUGGCCUAUGGCGUAAAGAGGUUCUCCCCUAUCACCAUUGACAGCAUGACCAGCCUGGUGGGCAUGAACAUCCCCGGGCACACGGGCACCGGGUGGUGCAUCUUCGUGUACAACCUGUCCCCGGACUCGGAUGAGAGCGUGCUCUGGCAGCUGUUCGGGCCCUUCGGAGCCGUCAACAACGUGAAGGUGAUCCGCGACUUCAACACCAACAAGUGCAAAGGCUUCGGCUUCGUCACCAUGACGAAUUACGACGAGGCGGCCAUGGCCAUCGCCAGUCUCAACGGCUACAGGUUGGGCGACCGCGUCUUGCAAGUCUCCUUCAAGACCAACAAGACACACAAGUCCUGAACUUUAACAGGUAGAAGCAGUUGCCCUGCGACUUUGUCUGCUCCCAAAUUGCCCCCAACCUCACCCCCCCUCCUCCCCCCGUCCCUUAGCCCCUUCAGUCACUACCACCCUCUACUACAGCCAUCCAACACAGCAAACUCAAACUCCAACCGGAACACAAAGCAACCAACAAACCAUCAAAUAAAUUGAACUAGAAAUGGCUUAUAUUAUAACUUUGGACCUAUAAGCCAAUGUUGCCUAAGUAUUACAAAAAUGAAAUGAUGAAAAUGUUCAUACGUUUUUCGGAGGCUCCUGUGAUAAUGCAGGCUUCCCUUUGUUGUAUAUUCUUUCUGUUCGUUGUGGUUGUUUCAAUGAGUUUUCUCUCUUCUGUGUAAACAGUAGCAAAUCCCUGUAUCCCCUAAUUUCAGAGAAGAGAAUGUCCUUUUUAGAUUGAAAACCUUUUCUCUGUCUUGAUUCAGGAUUUGUUUUUCUUUUGUAAAUCCGGAUCCACUGUCGUUAGUAUUAUAUACCUCCCUGUCGGUGAAAGGGAGGAGGCUCUUUUUUAAAUUGGUGAACCAUUCAUUCAUUUUUAGUGUGUAUCAAAAACGUCCCCUUAUCGAUUAUUAAAUGGGAUUCCACAGUCCCGGUAACUCUGAUGUAGAAAAAAAAAAGAAUUUCUAACAUAAUGUCUUUCCUCACUGGGGUUCAGGGAGAUGGGGCGAGGGAGGGGAUGGGUUAGCUUUCCUGAUGACACGUAAUUUAAGAGAAAAAAAUAACACUGUUGCCAAAGAGAAGAUCUCUUUGCUUGAAACAAAUGCGUUUAGAAAAAGAUAAAAAUGAAGAGAAAGAAGAUCUAUUUUUAUAAAUGAUAAUUAAAAGAAUAAUUAUUGAAGAAUUUUUACAAGAAUCUGGAUUUGAAAAAAGAGAAAAAUAUUUUGACUGGCUAACUAGGGGGGGCCGGGGCGGGAGGGGGGGGACACCACCUUGUCUUGUCGUUCUGCCGUGGUACUUUAUAGGAUCGAAGGUCUGCUUGUUUUUUGGGGAAUCCAAGUUGGAGGUGAUUUUGUAGAUGGAAGGGAUGCAAACCGAGGCAGGUGAUUUUGGUAAUUUUUCACAUAUGUACUAGUGCGUAAUUAUUCAACAGCGAUACCCAAAAGGGAAGGGAGUGGGGUCUUUCCGAGGCCCAACCAUCCUUAUAGUCCAGAGCCCAAAGCAAGAAGACCCUUUGUCCACUUGUUUUCGCCAUCGAGUCAAUAUGGGAUAUCAGUAAAUAGAUAUAUACACAUCUAUCCAUUUAGAGAGCAUACUAUACAUUACCUAUAUCAUUUUUCUUCGCUCUGCGUUUGUGAAUUUGAAAAGAACUUCCUUUUAGCGAUCAACAGUAGGUGCUAUACUACAUUAUUCACAUAUCUUAAAUAUCCAAGUUUGUUGUUCUAUGUGUUGUUUAAAGAUAAAAAAAAUACUUCGAUGUUGGCAUUGAAUUGAGCUGCUGUUCUUUGUUUAAUAUUUGUUUAUUGUUAAGCCCAAAAGAAUCUGGUGAGACGAUUUCUUUGCUGAAAAACCAGAUGAUUGAUUUUGUUGGGCCUUGUAAGAAUCACUGAACUUUGAGUUGGUAUCUUUUUGGUUUGGCUUGCUGACUUUUUAGGUUACUUGCUGAGCGUGAAACGUUUGUCAACACUAAAUGAUGAUUAGCUAGUUCCGUUAGUCUAGAUAUUUGUUUCCUUAAAAAGGAUCUAUGACAACUGUGUCUUUAUUUGCUGUGUACAAAUAGAUGAUAUAUAUAUAUACAUAUAUAGUCUACAUUUGUUUUACAAUAUCUACUGUACGAUAUGAGUUGUCACUGUUCUUUUGUUUGAGCUUGUCUUUUUCAUAUGACAACUUAUUAUGAAGUGGUGGUUCAGUUACUUAGAAAAACUUGUGAGGAAACUGUUCAAUUGUUGUCAUGUUGCUUGUGGAGAAAAAAAAAAGAUUUGGAUUAACUUUCAGUUAGCUAACCGCGGCAAAAGAAACCGAACAAAAGCUUAGAAUAUAACUGUAUUUGUUUACUUACUUAUCUAUUUUUUAAGACUAUUUAUUUUUUCUAUUUAUUUGUAUUUAUUCAAUAUUUAUUAAUUGGUUUAUUUAUCUGUGUAUUUAUGUAUUUAUUUGUUUCAUUGUCUGUGUAUUUGCGUGAUUCUGGUACAGGGAGGGGGCGUUUCUGAGCAAAAGGGAACAAAGCGACUAGUGGAGCGGCUCGUCCAGUAGUCCACUGCACUGAGAGAACUUUUAGUACGUUCGUGCUUUGUACCAAUAUAUCAAAAUUACAAUAUAAAAAAUCUAAAAGUCAAGAAAACUGAAAAAAAUGUCUGGAGGGUUGGGGGACGCUCUUCCCUUAUUACUAGAAACAGUUACUCGCUAUGCAUAACCUAGUUAAUAGUUACAUUUGCUAUUGCUUUUUUCUUGUCUUGUUCAAAUGAAAUCUUUAGAUCUUUUUCAAUAAAGUUUAGUCUUAAUAGAAUGUUAUAAACAGUCGUUCUGGUUCAAUAUAACCUGUGAUAAGUUUGUGUUGUUCUAAAAAGCCACUCCGUCCACACCCUCCCUCCACUUACUACCGCUUUGUGAUGAAACCUUAUGCAAAAAUGUGGGUCUGAAAGCAUCGUUUUCAGUUUUCAGUGAAACAUUUUAUAUAACAUCCAGCUCUUGGAGGCUUGGGCACAUAACAUUUUAAAAAAACGGGAGCAAAUGCCCAUUGUUGUUUGAGGGUCAUUCAUUGCACUGGACUAAAAAAUCGGUCACUUAAGAGUCAAAACUUAUUUUUAAAAAUCAUGUUUUCAAAUGACAUACCAACAAAUCUAAAAAAAAGAAAAAAAACAGAAAUUGUUACCAUUGCACACCAACUGUGAUUUACAGCAGUUGUUGCUAUACUCUGGAGAAAUGAAAAAGGGAUUGUACCGAUUCUAUAUUUUAUAUACUCUAAUAUGAUAUAUAUUAUAUAUUUUGAAAGGUGAAAGGGAAUGGUUCCAGAAGUAUAAAUAUGCGGAAUUGGAUUAUUUUGUUUGUUGUUAAGACUUGAAAACAUGAAGGAGGUGUGCGGAGAGCAUUUCAAACACUCAGACGCAUGCUCGCAUAGGGACAUCCUCCUCUCUCACACCUCAGUCAUCUGACAGGCCGGCUCAUCUAUAUCCUCAUCGCCAUCCCGUCGUCAUCCAAUCACAUAGUUUUAUAACGUCAUUAACGGCAACAAACCCACCCACCCACCCACCAACAGACCAACCAGACCCUUCACGCUCCCCGCCGCCGUCGGGAGCUUGAAUUAUGCAACGACCCCAGUAGAAUGUUGUUCUGACGUGUGAACUAAUUUCCUACACUUGUAUGACUUUUGAACUCUUACGAUGCGUGCCUGUGUUUCCGCCUAGACCCUGUGUGCACAUGUGUGAGUGUGUGCGCAUGUGUGCAUGUUUGUAUGCAUGUUCCUUUUAUGUAGUUGUGUGCCGUGUCCUCAUUAUGUGUGUUGGCGUGGUUACGUGUUUGUGAUUGUGUGUGUGCGAUUGGGGUCUGUUUUGUGCACAUGUAUACUUAGUAUAUGUGUGAAUCCCUGAGUGAACGUGUGUGUGUGUGUGUGUGUGUGUGUGUGUGUGUGUGUGUGUGUGUGUGUGUGUGUGUGUGUGUGUGUGUGUGUGUGUGUGUGUGUGUGUGUGUGUGUGUGUGUGUGUGUGCUGAAACAUGGGGCUGCGUCACCUCGCUCUAUGCCCACCCCUAUGGCUCACACCAUCCCCUGUAGCGCCUUAUAGUGGCAGCCUGCCAGUAGGAACAACGCAGCCAGUAGUGGAGGAGGGAAGGUGAACAGAGGAACUCGGCUCUUCUUGUCAGUUUUCAUUUGUUUUCCUCCUGAGACGUGUUUGUUUACUAUCUGAAAAAUCUAUAAACGAAAUCUUUAAAGACAAAAAAGACGAAAAAAUGUUCACAGGGCCCCAUGACCGCGGCUCUCUCUACUCUCUCCUGCUUAUGUUAUUACUUAACAAUUAUCAAUGAUGAUUAUUAUGAUUAUUAUUGCUAUUAUUCUUAGUAUUCUUAUUCUUAUUAUUAAUCCAAUUACUGCGAUGAAUGACUUCAUGUUAUCCUUGCUAGUUUAGGUCAUUUCUGAAACUGGAAACAAAAUAAAAAUCUUGCUGUAAAUGUUCGUUUUUUCUUUUUCAUAAAACUGUUGUGUUUGAAUUAUUUGUACUUUUGAAUGUUGGGACAAUAAAAUGAGGUGUUAAGAGCUUG